Messenger RNA from Callithrix jacchus (white-tufted-ear marmoset), 1960 nucleotides. Lineage: Eukaryota; Metazoa; Chordata; Mammalia; Primates; Cebidae. The record is from RefSeq and is a predicted model, not a curated record.
CCCACUGCUGGGGCAUUAUCCAUCCCUGGGGCAUCAUCUGCUGUGGCGUCAUCCACGCCCAGAGCAUCAUCCACACCUGGGGCAUCAUCCACUGCUGGGAUAUCAUCCACUGCUGUGGCAUUAUCCACACCUGGGGCAUCACCCAUAGAUGGGCAUCAUUUAUGCCUGGAGCAUCUUCCAUACCUGGGGCAUCAUCCACUGCUGAGACAUCCACGCCUGGGGCAUCAUCCACUGGUGGGACAUCAUCCACGCCUGGGGCAUCAUCCACUGCUGGGACACCAUCCACACCUGGGACACCAUCCACUGCUGUGGCAUCAUCCAUGCCUGGAACGUCAUCCACUGCUGGGACAUCAUCCACUGCUGGGACAUCGACGGCUGGGGCAUCAUCCACACCUGGGGCAUCAUCCACUGGUGGGACAUCAUCCAGUGCUGUGGCAUCAUUCACUCCUGUGACAUCAUUUACUGCUGGGACAUCAUCCAUGCCUGGGGCAUCAUCCACUGCUGGGACAUUUAGCCUGGGGCAUCAUCCACUGCUGGGACAUCAUCCACUUCUGUGGCAUCAUCCACGCCUGGGGCAUCAUCCACUGCUGUGGCAUCAUCCACGCCUGGGGCAUCAUCCACUGCUGGGACAUCAUUCACCACUGGGACAUCAUCCACUGCUGGGACACCAUCCAUGCCUGGAACAUCAUCCACUGCUGGACAUCAUCCACUGCUGGGACAUCCACACCUGGAGCAUCAUCCACGCCUGGGGCAUCAUCCACUGCUGGGACAUCAUCCAGUGCUGGGACAUUUACGCCUGGGGCAUCAUCCACUGCUGGGACAUCAUCCACUGCUGGGACAUCAUCCAUGCUUGGGGCAUUAUCCACUGCUGGGACAUCAUCCACGCCUGGGGUAUCAUUUACUGCUUGGGCAUUAUCCAUACCUGGGGCAUCAUCCACUGCUGUGGCAUCAUCCACGCCUGGAGCAUCAUCCACACCUGGGGCAUCAUCCACUGCUGGAACAUCAUCGACUGGGGACAUUAUCCACUGCUGGGACAUCAUCAACUGCUGUGGCAUAAUCCAUGCCUGGAACGUCAUCCACUGCUGGGACAUCAUCCACUGCUGGGACAUCCACUCCUGGGGCAUCAUCCACACCUGGGGCAUCAUCCACUGCUGUGGCAUCAUUCACGCCUGUGACAUCAUCCACUGCUGGGACAUCAUCCCCACCUGGGACAUCAUCCACACCUGGGACAUCAUCCACACCUGGGGCAUCAUCCACUGCUGUGGCAUCAUUCAUGCCUGAAAUGUCAUACACUUCUGGGACGUCAUCCACUGCUGGGACAUUUAUGCCUGGGGCAUCAUCCACUGCUGGGACAUCAUCCACUGCUGGGGCAUCAUCCACGCCUGGGGCAUCAUCCACUGCUGGGACAUCAUCCACGCCUGGGGUAUCAUUUACUGCUUGGGCAUCAUCCACGCCUGGGGCGUCAUCCACUUCUUGGACAUCAUCCACUGCUGGGACAUUUAUGCCUCAUCCACUGCUGGGACAUCAUCCACUGCUGGGGCAUCAUCCACGCCUGGGGCAUCAUCCACUGCUGGGACAUCAUCCACGCCUGGGGUAUCAUUUACUGCUUGGGCAUUAUCCAUCCCUGGGGCAUCAUCCACUGCUGUGGCAUCAUCCAUGCCUGGAGCAUUAUCAACACCUGGGGCAUCAUCCACUGCUGGAACAUCAUCGACUGCUGGGACAUCAUCCACUGCUGGGACAUCAUCCACUGCUGUGGCAUCAUCCACACCUGGGGCAUCAUCCACAGAUGGGCAUCAUUUAUGCCUGGAGCAUCUUCCAUACCUGGGGCAUCAUCCACUGCUGGGACAUCCACACCUGGGGCAUCAUCCACUGGUGGGACAUCAUCCACACCUGGGGCAUCAUCCACUGCUGGGACACCAUCCACACCUGGGACAUCAUCCACACCUGGGGCAUCAUCCAC